UUAUCUUUAGCUUUGGCGGGCCCUCCGUCUUGUACUGGACGCAGGCCUCCAUAGCAAUGGCAUGACUCGCCGAGAAGGACUGGAUCUAUUGGCCAAUUAUGCCUGGGAGACGUCCGAUGUUGCGCGCAAAGAAAUAACUCGAUACCAGUCUGGCCUGGGUCAGGCUAGCGCGUACACGAUUGGUCAGCUGAUGAUUCAGAAGUUAAAGGACUACGCAGAGAUGACGUCCAAGGGAAAAUUUGACCUAAAGGACUUUCAUUACCAGAUUCUCAACCAAGGCUUUGCGCCGAUGAGUUUCCUCGAGAGGCAUAUCCAGCAAUAUGUCGCCUGCAAGUUAGAUGAUAAAUCUCUUGGAUGCGAGCUUAUCUUGCAGCCAUUAGGCGUUGAAGUGACAACGAAGCGAAAAAGCCAUGCCGAGAUCCAACUUUCCUCAAAAUAUUUCAGUUUUUUCAACCGGCCGUAUCCAAGGAGACUUUAUGUUUCAUGAGCUUACAAAAUUUAAGUAUGUUCAGUACUUCUAGUUAGCCAUCAUAGCCAUUCUUCGAGUUUACAAAGGAAAUCCAAUCGAAAAGAAUACGGGGUCAUCAGUAAGUGCUUUCACUGGCAAUACCCCAAAGGAUCAUUAAGUGCAUUUGAAUUUUUUUCUUGAUUUCCAACUUUUUUCAUACAUUUCUCCUAACUGACUUUUAUACGUUGUCAAUUACGUUCGUUAUUUGUAUCCACAGUCAGUACUCCGUUUACCAGUUCAACUAUUUAUCUCGCGUUAAACGAAAAACCUCAAAGUUUUUAACUCUGAGGAGCUUAUUCGUCAAUGAGUAGAGAAUUUCAUCCACUCUCGCUAACAAUCGAAGCCAUUUCGGGUAAUUAUAACUUGCAAGCUGUACUAAACGGAACGCAAAGGAAAUUUUCUUCUGCUUGUUGUGAGUGACGUACCAAUCGGACCGUUUUCAUAUUCUUCUUGGCCUGCUUGCACAUAUUUUCAACAUCGUCCAAGUCAUCAAAGUACUUGUCACAUUGUUUUUUAAGUUCAUAAAAUUGUCUUUGCAAUUUGUCGAUCUGUCUUUCCUUCUCAUCAGAUAGAUAACUUGCUCUUGCCACAAAGCUUUCGCUGAUAACCGAAGCCAUUGCGAGUACUUUUCGCUUACAAAGUUUUCUAGCUUAGCAAAUGUACUAAACGGAACGCAAGGGAAAUUCUCAUCUGCUUGUUGUAAGUGACGUAACAAUCGGACCUUUUUCUAAGCGCGUGCUCUGUAAGUCGAAACGCGUUCGCGUAUUAUCCAGCACAAGGAAUAACAGAAAGAAACAAAGAGGAAAGACCAUCGCUCUUCCUGUCAUAAUAGUCUUUGAGGAAUUUUGUAAGAAGAAAAAUCA
Messenger RNA from Pocillopora verrucosa, 1371 nucleotides. Lineage: Eukaryota; Metazoa; Cnidaria; Anthozoa; Scleractinia; Pocilloporidae. The record is from RefSeq and is a predicted model, not a curated record.